Messenger RNA from Pelobates cultripes (western spadefoot toad), 4466 nucleotides. NCBI's taxonomy places the organism in Eukaryota, Metazoa, Chordata, Amphibia, Anura, Pelobatidae. The record is from the annotation of a GenBank genome assembly.
CUGAACUUCAACUGAGCUCAGAGGUAUUUAUUUUGGCUGAAAAACGGGGUUUUGAUAUUCCUUUUUGAAUAGAUUUUGUGGUGGUAGUCAGCACAAGUCCGUUUAUCACUGGUUUCUUCUUGAGUUAUUAGAGAGCCCAAUAUGUUAGAAUCUCUGGUUGUAGCUGAAAUCUUUGCUCAUAGAUAAGCAGCUGGGAUACUUUGGAUGCCUAGGCCAUCAACUAUAGAAGGGGAUGCUGUAUGUAUUUAGGUGUAGAGGUGGUACUUCUACCAGGAAACCACUGGUAUUUUCUACUGGCCACCAGUAUGGUAAAUUUUGAUAAAUGGUUGCAUAUAGUGCAUAUCUACUGUCAUAUUAUAGUCAUUCCUUUUGUAAUAUGUACCAUGCCUUAGAUUUUACCAUUUUCCACAUAGAAGAAGAAUCAUGGCAAUGCAGAUCAAGGCUGGUUAUCAUAACUGAUAUAAUUCAGAAAUGUCAUUAAUGUCAAUGCUCUUCAUAUUUAUCCCUGAUUUUUGCCCUUGAUUUAACCAGAUCAUAAACUGAAAUAUUACUUCUGACCUUUGGAAAGGGAGGAGGAUUAAACUGUUAAUUAAUAAACUAAUAAUGAGCAUGUUCAAAACAUGCCUGAACGUGUGUAUUUCUAUGUAUAGAUGUCAAACUGUGUAUGCCACAAUGUUACAUUGAAUGUCAGUGCUGCACAUUGAAAAGGCAGUGUUAACAUUAAAAUGCCUCCAGGGACAGGCAGUAGACACCAGAACAACAACUACAUUAAAGGACCACUAUAGUGCCAGGAAAACAUACUCGUUUUCCUGGCACUAUAGUGCCCUGAGGGUGCCCCCACCCUCAGGGUCCCACUCCCGCCCGGCUCUGGAAGGGGAAAAGGGGUAAAAACUUACCUUUUUCCAGCGCUGGGCGGGGAGCUCUCCUCCUCCGAUCCUCCUCUUCUCCUCCCAUGCGGCUGAAUGCGCACGCGCGGCGAAGAUGCAUUUUUUUCCCCCUCUAAAAAUAACAUCUUCACCUAUGUGCCUCUUAGCCAGCCCCUCUCCCCUCCCUGUCCAUUAGUGGUCCCCUCCCUUCCCUGUCCCUUGGUGUUUCUCCCCCUCCCUUUCCCUUGUUGCAUUCCCCAACCCCUUAGUGGUCACACUCUCCUUCCUGGUGUUGCCGAGCGGAGCAGAUCCUCUACAAGAGCUUCAGUUUUCUGUACCCACGUGGAAUGACAGGAAGUGCUCUCUUAGCACCUCCUGUCAGUCUGGCCGGGUACAGGAAACAGAAGCUCCUGUACCGAGCAGAGAGCUUAGAGCUCCCUCACCACAUCUGAUUAGAACACAGCCAGACCGGGUUCCAGAAGGUGGCCUGGCAGGAGGGAGCACUUCCCUCCUGCCAGUAACUGAAAUCUUGAGCCCCCAGAGCCGGUGUGCCCUAAGGCGGCCGCCUGAUCGACGCACUAGCCCUGAGAGUGGUGAGGCGUGGGAGGUGCGGGCAGACAGGAAGAUGAGCCUCACCGCCACAUUCAUUAUAGACUGCAGUGGGGCAAGUUGGAAACAUGUAAGACCACUGAGAAGCGGAUUGCAGUAGUCAAGGCGAGAGAGGACCGUAUUCCUAAUACUGUACUAUACCUGUCGCAAGUUAUUAGGGUUGGUUUUACCCUCGCUCCAUCCUGUGUGCAUUGUAAUGAAAAUAUUUUCCUUACCUUUUCUUUAGUGCUGUGUCUCCUUUGCCAGUCCAAUCCAAUGCUCCUAGAGGAGACUUUAGGAACUUGCGCAGCACUUACUACAAUCCACCAUUGAUUUAGUCAGAUUGCAAUGAUUCUCUAUGACGAGCAGUGACAGCACUGAUUGAGGGUUACUAUCUGACUGGCUGAUAAGCAAUCAGCUUCAGAUAGCACUUAUGUGAUAUUUGGUCUAUGAUUGUGGUCACAGGAUUGGUCAGAAAAUGUGCACGAGAAAUAUUUGCUGCACUGUCAUUGGCAGCAGUGUCCUGCAUGCUAUGAACUAAUGGUGUUGAAUGAAAUUUGUUCAGUGACCCAUCUGAUAAUUGAUUUAUAUGGCGAUUCUUUGUUUUCAGAUAAAAUGAACAAAAAUGUUUGCAUUAAUUUUGCCAUUCAUCUGAAAAUGAAUGCACAUUUCUAGUGUCUGGUUGAUACAAUUACAACUAAAACGUUUAAACGCAUAAUACAUUAUAUUUUAAGAAUUUUAUUUUUAUUACCUCUCCAAAUGUGUAUCUAUUUAAAUGUAUAAAGUACAAAUGUUUAUGUGUUUGUAGGUGAAACAUAGAAAUGCAACCCAGGGUAUUUAAAAUGGGGUAUGUCCUUUCUUUUUUGGUAGCUAGUUAGUCACAAACCCUAGCCACAGUUGGCAUUCAUAUUUGUUUUUUUUUUUGCAUUUUUACACAAAAACUGCACAUUCACUUAUGAUAGCAUCAUUGUGAUACAUUUUACUGUUAUAAAACGCUCAUAUUUGUGUUCAGCAUGUAAAAUAGUCCCACCCAUGUACAGGUUUUAUGGUACGCCCCCAACCCUUCCAUGCAUCUUAUAACCCCACCCACCCAGCUCCCCCAUGUGUCUUAUACCCCUACCAACCUAGCUCCUCCAUGUGUCUUAUUCCCUCAGCCCUUUCAUAUGUCUUAUACCCCCAUUUUAUCCCCCCUCAUGUAACUUCUGACUCCAUGUAGCUUAGCUGAGCGAUACUCUGUCUGACAGGAAGUGCUUGUUGCUUUCACUGAGAGCACUUCUUGUCGGAACAUAGUCUCGCUACAUGCAUUGACAGGCAGGAGGGGAGCGCUGUGUUGUUUGCUCCCUUCCUGCCUGUCACCAAGACAGAGCAUGCCUUGUGCUGGUGCAGCUGUACACCCGUCUUGAAGUUUUGCCGGUCGCAGGAAUCAAGUGCAGCCGAGCCAUCUGGAGUGACUGGCCCGGUCGCAGUUGCGACUGCGCUAAUUCUGCCACUACCCCAAUGAAAAAUUAAAUGCAUGCAUGUUUACAUUGUGGGUAUAUCUAAAAACGGCUUGCAUAUCUUUUGUCUGCAGCAUUUGCAAGCCCUUCCCUUCUUCCUCCGCCCAGACUUUCUGUGGCUUUCCAAUCAUAGACUUUCCAGUGCAACUCAAUGAAUAGUCUUUUCAAGGCAGGUGCUAUGCGCAAUCGCCUGGCUCUUGAGUUUAGUUUCACUGAGCUAAACACACCAGGAAGUAAUAAGAUUGGUUGACUUACAGCUGGGGGUUGAAAGGGUUUAUUUAUAAAAGUGCCUAUAGCUAUUGAAAUCUGUAGUUCUUGUAAAAUGAAACAAAGGACAUAAUCUUUAUUCACAAACUCAUAAUCUUUACUCAGCAAACUGAAAUGUUUUAGGUGUCUUCAGUGUUCUGUGACCAAGGCACUAGAAAGACCUCUUAUUUUUUUUUUUUUUUGUUCUAUUUCCUAGAUUAAUAUACAUUUUUUUUUUUUCUCCUAUUCUAGUGUUAAAUUGGCAAGAAUGUUUGCAUCACUAAAGUCACGUGAUGGUCACCGGGUGAUGGUGCUUGCCUGCACACUGUUUCUCCAUGUAAUGGUUUGUUGUCUCCUAGUCUACGCACUCAUUUUUGAAGCUGGUGACCUUAUUACUUCAGGCUGCAAGAAGAUCGGAUUUUAUAACUACUGUUUUCGAAAUGAAACUAGCACGUUAUGUUUCUGUAUCACUCAUCCACAGGAUCUACACAAGGCAGGUAUUGCAUUCCCAGAAGGAGUUAUCUUGGCACUUGUCUUGACAUACUCUUCCCUGGUGGUAUUCUUUAUUGGAUUUCUCACCUUGAUGCUUGCACAGUGUCUCAAUGAUGGUUCCCUGUGGAUGUUUGCAUUGGGAUGUAAUGCCAUCACCUUUACAUUACUCCUUUUGGGGCUGAUUCUGAAACUAUUAUUAAUAUGGACACUGCUUGAUCUUUCUCACCUAAGCAUGGGCUCCUUGGCUUUGAUGUUGGCUAUUGUUGGCCUGUGUGUGCUCUACUCCAUUAUGAGACAUUACAGUAAUUUGAUAAAAGAGCCCUCAACACCUGAAGACUGUGAUACAAGGGAAAGAAGUUCUUCUGACCUUACCUUUUGCAGCCCCCGGGCUUCAUAUUUAACCACUGUGUAACAGACUAUAUUCAGAAAUAUAAAUAAAAUGUGUUGGUGUGUACCUUGUGUUACCUUGUAUUAAGGAAAUGUUUACACAUAUAUUUGAUUUUAUAGAUUUCUAUAUGAAAUUAGAAUUUUUGUUCUGAAUUUACUAUUUAAAAAUAGACACUUCUGCUACUGAACAUUAAAUCACACUCUGCUGUGAAAAAAAAAAAAAGCACUUUAGACAUUUAUUCGCUGUCAUGGUUCUUAACCAUCCCUAUUUCAGACACUGUUGUACAAAACAAUCAGUGGUGAUUUUAAAACUGUAUUCUUAAUAGUUUUGAAACGUUUCGAUCAAAUAUUGCUAUAUUAUAAAUAAAAGAAUGUAUAUUUUUGAAAAAGA